AUGGGUUGUCACAAAUGCAUUGAUGUGGAUGUUUUGCAGCAGCUUGGGCUGUUUGGGAGAAGGACAGGCGAGUCGUCAUCUUCGGGCGCUCAAUCCAUCCCCAAUGGCAUUAUCCCCUUCAAGUCAGGAGUUAUCCUCACCCCGAGGGCACGUAUCCAGGUGCCACUGCGCACCGUCAUCCCUGCAAACUACAGCUCCAUCAAUCUCUCCCUGAUCCUUAGUCUGUCCGUUCACCGCAUCAACAGCGCUUUCCUUUUCUCAGUCCUGUCUAAGAGAAGAAAAGUUCAGCUCGGGGUGCAGUUCGUACCGGGGAAAGUCCUGGUACACACUGGGCAGAGGAGCUCUGUGAGCUUUGACUAUGAUGUCCACGAUGGCCGGUGGCAUAGUCUAGCCUUGGAUAUCCAAGGUCAUCAGGUGUUCUUACACACCUCUUGUGGAGCGAAAAGUGUUCAUGCAGAUUUGCGUUUAAAAAAAGUCGAAGCUCUUGACGCAGAGGGCUCUUUCUUGCUAGGAAAAAUGAACCACAACGCAGUGCCGUUUGAAGGCGCUGUGUGUCAGUUUGACAUUUAUCCCUCUGCUAAGGCAGCUCAUAAUUAUUGUGAUUACAUAAAGAAACAUUGCAGAGAAGCUGACACGUAUCGGCCCAUGCUUCCACCACUGCUACCUCUAAUUUCAACAGAUGUAAACAUUACUGUUACUCAUAGAACUCCACUGAAAGAGAUAUCCAAAAACACAGAGAGACCAACUUUGGCCUUUACAGAGGGAAGGACAAGGACUACUAAUGUUGAUCCAACUGCCUGCUCGCUAAUGCAGAACGAAACAUCUGUGUAUCCGUCUUUGAGCACUCUGAAACCUGGUGUUGUGUCUGUUUCUCUCCUGGUUCAACCUGGCUUCGAGAGCCCGCUCAAAUUUCCAACUCAAACUGCUACUGCAUCUCUUAAGAUCAGCAGGACACCGCAAAACCUAAAACCAACUUCUUAUGGUAAUGCUGGGGAGAACACAGAGCAAGGAGAUACAAAUCCUCAGAAACCUUUUGACCAAAUUAUGGAUUUACCUGCUUCCACGAUACCGUCCGAGCUGAAGCCAAACCUCAAGACCACAGCUGCUUUCACACAGGGGUCUCCUCCAAACGCCUACCUUCCCCAUAAAAACCAGUUGAGCACAGUAGCUUCAAAGAAACCUGAGCCAAAAGUGACCAGUAUGCAGGAUGUCAAACCCACCUCGCUUAUUCCAGUCACUCUAGCUGCAACAGAUGGCUUUCAGACUUUUGACGUGGAACCGACCCAGUUUUCACUGCUGGCUGGACCACCUGGAAUAAAGGGAGAACCAGGACCACCGGGACUUGAAGGACUUCCAGGGUUGUCAGGAAAACCAGGGAAGAGGGGCCCAAGGGGUCCACCUGGCCCACAUGGAAACCCUGGUCGCUCUGGACCUCCAGGAGUGAAGGUACGACAUAAAGGAAAAACAAUUUCUCGUCAAUUGCUCCCUUUCUCUAUCUGGGCGGAUAAAAUACAUACGGUCCACUUUGUAAUCUGUAUCUGA
This is a messenger RNA of Labrus bergylta (ballan wrasse), 1542 nucleotides long. NCBI's taxonomy places the organism in Eukaryota, Metazoa, Chordata, Actinopteri, Labriformes, Labridae. The record is from RefSeq and is a predicted model, not a curated record.